Myripristis murdjan (pinecone soldierfish) is the source of this 12918-nucleotide messenger RNA. RefSeq names its product hemicentin 2 (gene hmcn2). Gene Ontology annotation, cellular component: plasma membrane; neuronal cell body; axon. Gene Ontology annotation, molecular function: axon guidance receptor activity; calcium ion binding. The record is from RefSeq and is a predicted model, not a curated record. The coding region runs from base 1 to 12603 and encodes 4200 amino acids. Lineage: Eukaryota; Metazoa; Chordata; Actinopteri; Holocentriformes; Holocentridae. The transcript has 81 exons. Gene Ontology annotation, biological process: synapse organization; homophilic cell-cell adhesion.
AUGAGCGUCAUAUCAAAUUGUUUAGUGUUGGCGCUGUGUAUCAGCGCGCACAGGGUCUUGGCAGUCCCCCGGGUUGAGGAGGAUGUUGGAUCCGGUGACAGCGCCUCGACCCUGGCCUUUGUGUUCGAUGUUACCGGCUCCAUGUACGACGACUUGAAACAGGUGAUAGAGGGCGCCUCACGGAUUCUGGAAAAGACCCUCAACCGGAGGACCAGACCCAUCAAAAACUUUGUCCUGGUCCCAUUCCAUGACCCAGAUAUCGGCCCCGUGUCUAUAACUACUGAUCCAGAAAAGUUCCAGCAGGAUCUGCAAGAGCUGUUUGUCCAGGGUGGGGGAGACUGUCCUGAGAUGAGUAUAGGAGCCAUAAAGAAAGCCCUGGAGGUUUCCCUGCCUGGAUCGUUCAUCUAUGUCUUCACUGAUGCCAGAGCCAAAGACUACCGCCUCAAACGUGAUGUGCUGCAGCUGGUGCAGCUCCGUCAGUCACAGGUGGUAUUUGUGUUGACUGGGGACUGUGGGGACCGCUCUCAGCCUGGCUACAGAGCCUAUGAGGAGAUUGCCGCCACUUCCUCCGGACAAAUCUUUCAUCUGGACAAGCAGCAAGUCAAUGAGGUUUUGAAGUGGGUAGAGGAGACAGUUCAGGCUUUGAAGGUCCACCUACUGUCCUCCAACCAUGACAGUGCCCAAGAGAACCAGUGGGAGGUGCCGUUUGACCCCAGCCUCAGAGAGGUCACUGUGUCACUCAGCGGACCAGCGCCACAGAUCGAACUCAGAGAUCCCUUUGGGCGGCUUGUUGGUGUUGAGCAGGGCCUUACAGAGCUGUUGAACAUCCCUAACUCAGCCCGUGUUGUCAACCUGAAGUUUCCUAGACCUGGAGCUUGGAAUCUGAAGGUGAGCUGCAGUGGACGCCAUACUCUGAGGGUCACAGGAGUCAGCAAUCUAGACUUCCGGGCUGGCUUCUCAAGUGUACCCGUUUCUGAGUUCAACCACACCAAGGGGAGGCCAGUAAAAGGAGUUCCAGCCCACGUUUUGCUGAAAUGUACAGGCCUUAAGCCUCCAGGCCAGCUGAACCAUGUGGAGCUGAUGUCAGGUUCAGGCCGCUCUUUACGCACUAUCCCUGUCCCUUUGCCCUCCGACCUGGGCAGCCGAGGAUUGUGGAGUCUCCCUGAGUUCCGCACCCCUUCCCAAAGCUUCUUUAUCAAGGUGGUUGGGAAGGAUGAGGAGGGCUACCGCUUCCAGAGACUGUCCAGUGUUUCGUACACCAACAUAAUUCCAGAUCCCCCGGCUGUGAGCAUGCCUGAUGUGGUAAAAGGCUUCUAUAUGCAGCCUGCUGUGAUCGACUGCUCAGUGGAGAGUGACAUCCCCUAUAGGCUAAGAUUCACCAGAAGUGGGAUUACACUGGGAGAGGAAAAGUUCUUUCAGAAUUCUGCCAAAGUAUCAUGGGAGAUUGCCCAUGCAUCAGGUGAGGAUGAAGAUCUGUAUGAGUGCAUAGCACAGAGCAGCGCAGGACAGGGACGUGCCUUAACACAGCUGACUGUUAGAGAGCCACCUCCUGUCCUGAAGGCCCCUGUCAAUGUGAGUUCAUCUGUGGGCGCCGUGGCUGUGCUGUCCUGCCAGGUGGAGGGUACCAUGCGCCACAAUCUAACGUGGCACAGGGCAGGUCGUAUCAUCUUGGCCCAUGCAGGGAGGGUGAGGUUGCUCUCUGACUCAUCCCUGCAGAUCAGUGGGGUGCAGCCUCAGGAUGCUGGGGAGUACCACUGUGUGGCCGCCAACGCCCACGGACACAGCAGAAUCACUGUGUGGCUUCUCGUCCCAGAGGCUCCUUCUGUGGUAGUCAGCCCCCAGAGCCAGGCCUUCUCCCGAGGGGAUGAAAUCCGCCUUGUCUGCUCGGCGUCCGGCUCUCCCCCUCCUCAGCUCUUCUGGAGCCAUGGAAACAUGUUUCUCACUAAUCGGCCGAGAUUGAGCUUAAACCAAAAUGGACUCCUGAUCAUUAGAGGGGCCAUGUCAGAGGAUGCGGGGAACUACACAUGUCUGGCAACAAAUGAAGCUGGAACUGCCUCACAGUCUGUGUCUCUCACUUAUGCAGAGGUACCUAGAAUUACAGUGGUCCAGCCGGCUGUGUUUGUGGCUGUUGGAGGCAAUGCUACUCUGCAGUGUCAAGCCAUAGGUGUCCCACCACCACUUGUCCAGUGGUACAAAGGUGAUCUUGAGGUAGGGUCUGCCCCUUUUGCUGAGCAGGAUGUAUACCGUGGCACCCUGCAGAUUCGAGGGGUGCAGGAGGUGGAUGCUGGCGAGUAUCGCUGUUUGGCCAGCAGCCCUGCGGGAUCUUCCUCUGGCACUGUCAUUCUGGAGGUCGGAGCGGGGCCAUUGUUCUCUGAGGCACCAGCUGACAUGACAGCCAAUGUAGGGGAGAAUAUCACACUCCCCUGUGCUGCCCGAGGUUUCCCAUUGCCAACAGUGACCUGGCGCAGAGAGAACAGCAGACAGAUUUUUACUGGGACAGACAGCCAAAGUAGAACAAUGCAGCUGGAGAAUGGACAUCUUCUAAUCCAGAGUGUCUGGCUGGAUGAUGAAGGACUGUACAUUUGUGAGGCCAAGAACCAGUUUGGAACCAUCAAAACUGAGGCCAGAGUCAGUGUCACAGGACUGGAGCCCCCUCUCUUGGCCCAAGGUGCCCCUGUUAUCACUACAGGGAUUGGUCAGUCCCUCAGUAUUCCUUGCAUGCUGCUGGAUGGGAUACCUCUUCCAGAGAGACACUGGUCCCAAAAUGGAAAACCGGUGCAGCGGAACAGCAGAACGUUCCUGAGAAGUGACGGCAGCCUGUACAUUGAAAGAACCGUCCCAGAGGAUGCUGGGACGUACGUCUGCACGGCGGUGAAUGUAGCGGGCACCACAAACAUCACGGUCAGCCUGGAGGUUCACGUGCCCCCUGAGAUCAACGCUGGUCCUUACCACUACAUAGCCAACGAGGGUGUAGCCAUCACACUGUCAUGUGAGGCCAGUGGUGUUCCCAAGCCAACGGUUGUCUGGUCCAAGGGGAGACAGCCCUUGCCCAGAGACCGUGUGUCUCUUCAGUCCAACCCUGAUGGACAUCUCCACAUCCUCCGCCCCACCGCCGACGAUGCAGGCAUCUACAUCUGCACCGCCACCAGUCCUGUUGGCUACGCCAGCCGAGAGAUCCAGCUCAGUGUCAACACCAUGCCUAAGAUAAUGGGUAUUAGCGGCCAUAACAACACAGUGAAGAUGGCUGCUGAGGUGGGGACAGAGGUCAUUCUACCUUGUGAGGUCCAGGGUAGUCCCUCUCCACUGGUCACAUGGAGCCGAAAUGGACAGCCCAUCCCCCCCGUCACAGCCUGGUUCACUGUUUUGCCUUCAGGCUCCCUGAAGAUCACUGAUGUGCGCCUGAUUGAUAGUAAACUGUACACCUGCACUGCAGUAAACCCAGCAGGCAACGUGUCCCUAAGCUACAAUUUACACAUUCAAGCCAAGCCUCGGAUUCAGGUGGCUCCGUCCCUGCUGAAAGCCCUGAUUGGACAAACAGUGACUCUGCCCUGUGUGGUCCAGGGGGAGCCAAGCCCCGAGGUCACUUGGUUCCACAAUGGGGUCCCUGUUGGGGUCAGGGACACUGUGGCCCUCAGGAUCCAGCACGUCAGCCUCACUGACCAGGGCACCUACCAGUGUGUGGCCAAGAACAACGCUGGACAAGACACCUUGGAGAUCAAACUGGAAGUUCUCGAGGCCCCAACCUUUCCAGAGCCUGGAGAUGCCAUCAUGGAGAAAGUAGCGAAAAGCAAGGUCAUCAUUCCGUGCCCUGCUGAAGGUUCACCACCUCCCAAAGUACGGUGGUUCAAGAAUGGCCUGGAGAUAAACUCUGAUCAGUCAGAGCUUUCUUUGGCACAGGACGGAUCUCUUGUGAUCAGCGCAGCAUCUGCCAGCCACAGUGGGGAUUUCAAAUGUGUGGCAAGCAAUGAGGCAGGCUCUGUUGAAAGAAAGACAAGGUUGAAAGUGAAUGUUCCCCCUGAGAUCCAGGAUGACAGCCAGCCCCUGAACCUUACUGUCACCUUGAAGCAGCCUCUCACUCUUGGCUGUGAUGCCUUUGGGAUCCCCUCACCAUCAAUCACCUGGACUAAAGACGGUCAUCCUGUGGACACUCCUGGAGUAUACCUACAGAAUGGGCAAAGACUACUGAGAAUCUACAGGGUUCAGUCAGAGCAUGCAGGCCAGUUCACCUGCACAGCCCGCAACUCAGCUGGAGAGGCCCGGAGAGAAUAUAACAUAGUGGUGCAAGCUCCACCAGUGAUCUCAGGAACAUCCCGACUGCAGGAGGUGUCUGUGGUACUGGGGCAGGAAGUGCAAUUUCAGUGCCGGGUCAGCGGGAGACCAGCACCCAGGGUGGAAUGGAGCCGUGAUGGAGAGGUUCUGUCCCGUGAUGGAGACCCCCAUGUGGAGUUUCUUGAAGAUGGCCAGGUGUUGAAGGUGAAGUCAGUUAGACUGAGGGACCAGGGACUUUACCAGUGUCUGGCCACUAACAACGCAGGAACUCAGAUGCGCCAGUUCAGACUGACUGUGCAAGCUCCCCCGACCAUCAAGGGCCCCAGUGAGACCUCGGAGGUGUCAGUGGUGCUGGGAUUCCCCACAGUCUUACCCUGUGAUGUUGAGGGCUCUCCCUCACCAAGCAUCACCUGGUUGAAGGACAACCACCCCAUCGUGUCCAGUGCCCAGCUGACCUACACCCGUGGCGGCCAGGCUCUUCGACUGGGAUCAGCACAGGGAGACAGUGCUGGCCUCUAUACAUGCCGGGCCACCAACCCCGCUGGCACCGCUCUCAAACACUAUUCCCUCAGCGUCCUGGUCCCACCACAGAUAGAAGGAGAUUCAACAUCCUUGACAUUUGGUAGCCGGGAAGAGAAAGUACGGAUCAAUGGCACUUUAACUCUGUCCUGCUUAGCCAAGGGUUUCCCUGAGCCUAAGACUCAAUGGUUCAAAGAUGGACAGCUGCUGAGUGGAAACUUUCAUGCUGGUAUUCGAGAGAGUGGCCACUUCCUCCACAUAGAGAAUGCCAUGCUGUCCCAUGAGGGGCAGUACACCUGUGUGGUCACCAACUCUGCAGGAGAGGACAAGAGGGAUUUUCGAAUCACCAUCCAGGUUCCUCCAGUCUUCCAGCGGGUGACUAACAGGGAGGCAGCCUGGGGUCUGGGAGAGGAUAAGGAGGAUGCCAGUGAAGACAAGACAGAAAAAAGGGAGGUAGUCCUGGGCCAUCCCAUCACCCUGUCCUGUGAGAGUAACGCCAUCCCCCCACCCAAACUCAGCUGGUACAGAGAAGGACAUAAACUUAGCACUGCUGAUGGAGUGGUACUGCUUCCAGGUGGACAGGUGCUACAGAUCUCGCGAGUGCAGAAAGAAGAUGCUGGAAAGUACACGUGUCAGGCUGUCAAUGAGGCAGGGGAGGACCGUAUGCACUUUGACCUGGAGGUCCUGGUCCCUCCUGUGAUCACGGGGGCGUCAGAUGAAUUCAUGGAGGAAAUAGGAGCAGUGGUCAACAGCACUGUGGUUCUCCAUUGUGAUGUGAUGGGUCACCCGGCACCAGUCGUCUCCUGGCUCAGGAACGGGCAGCCAGUGCGCCCGGACACUCAGCACCACAUCAGUGAGGAUGGGACACAACUCCAGCUCCUCAGUGUCCAGGUGUCAGACAUGGACGGGUACCUGUGUGUGGCUGAGAACAAGGUCGGGUCAGUUGAGAAACUCUUCAGUCUGACAGUGCAAGUGCCUCCCAGGAUAAUUGGCCAGAAGGAGGAAGAGGUUAGCGUGAUUGAGGGCCACAUGGUGUCGUUGCUGUGUGACGUCCAGGCCUAUCCUCCACCAGAGAUCACGUGGACCAGAGAUGGUCAAAUCCUGCAGUUCAGCACUGGCAUUCACAUCCUGCCAGGCGGCCAGAUGCUGCAGCUGCCCCGAGUGCGAGUGGAGGAUGCAGGUCAAUAUGUGUGCACAGCCACCAACUCAGCUGGCCAGGAUCAGAAGAGCAUCCUACUCAGUGUUUAUGUCUUGCCAACCUUGAAGCCCCGUCUUGACUCUGAGUCAGAGGUGGUGACCCCUCAGGUGGGCUCGUCCGUCACGCUGAGAUGUGAGGCCCAGGGUGCGCCUGAGCCUGAGGUCACAUGGUACAAAAAUGGACUGCAGCUGCUGCCAGGAAAUGGACUGAAGAUGGAUCAUCACCAGCUUGAGAUCAUAGGAGUUCAGAUAGCAGACGGUGGCACCUACACCUGCAAAGUUUCAAAUGUAGCUGGACAGGUGGACAGGACAUUCAGGUUGUCAGUUCAUGUUCCUCCUGUCCUGGACGGGCCUCUCCAGGAGUCCCUGACACAGACCCUGGGCUCCCAUGUUACCCUAAUGUGUGAGGCCUCAGGGGUUCCUGUGCCCAGCAUCUCCUGGCUUAAGGAUGGCACCCCUAUCGAGAGCAGUCUGCAAUGGCAGUGGUCAAUUCGAGGCAACAGGCUGGAGCUGGGGCCUCUCAUGCUGUCUCAUGCCGGGACAUACACCUGUGUGGCCAAGAACAGCGAGGGAGUAACACAGAAGGACUACAUGCUCACAGUGCAGGUAUCCCCCACCAUCCUGGACUCUGGCCACCCUUCUGACUUAAGUGCUCCCAUGGGAGAGGAGCUGACCCUCGAGUGCAGAGCGAGUGGGAUCCCUGCACCAAAACUUAGCUGGCUGAAGGAUGGAGUGACUCUAGAGGGAUCAGAUACCCAGCACAUAGAUAUGACCUCAGAUGGCAGCACCUUAACCUUAUUGAGGCUGAGUCCUGAGGAUUCUGGGACAUACACCUGUCUGGCUGUCAGCCCCGCUGGCCAGGAGAGCAAAAUCUACACCCUCUUCGUACUAGUCCCACCAUCUAUCUCUGGUGAGACCACUGUUCCGAAAGAGGUGCAGACCACGCAGGACAGCAUUGUGACGCUGGAGUGCCAGACAGCAGGAAACCCCCCACCCCAGAUCAGCUGGCUGAAGAAUGGGCGCCCCCUGCUCCUUUCUCCCCGUACUCGCCUCCUCUCCGGUGACUCUGUUCUUAGGAUUUCUCCUGUCCAGUUGUCUGAUUCUGGAGUUUACACAUGUGUGGCACGUAGUCGAGCUGGUCUUGCUGAGCUCAGUUAUGAUGUCCAAGUCCAAGUGCCCCCCGGUGUGGAUCAUGUUGAACCAGUGGAGCCGGUCACAGUGGUUCAGGGGUCCCUGGUGACACUGACCUGUGAAGCGCGGGGUGUGCCCCCUCCCACUUUGACUUGGAUGAAAGAUGGCCAGCCGCUGUCGCUUCACCGCAACCUGCUGCUGGAUGGACAGGAGACACGGCUGCAGCUGCCGGAUGUGGCGCCCUCAGACAGAGGGCUCUACAGCUGUGUGGCCAGUAACCAGGCUGGAAGCAGUACAAAGAGCUUUAACCUCACUGUGCUAGAGCCCCCAAAGAUAUCCAGCUCCAGCUCCCCAGAUGAGCUGACCAUAGCAGUAAACAGUCCUCUUGAACUAGAGUGCUCUGCUGUGGGUGUUCCCCCUCCUACCCUCACCUGGCUCAAGGAUGGUCGCCCCUUGGAGGGGGCUGACAUCAUCCAGCAGGAUGGACAUUUUCUCAGGAUUAGCAAAGUUCAGGUUGAGGACGCAGGUCUGUACACCUGUUUGGCCAGCAGCCUAGCUGGAGAGGAUGGAAAAAACCACUGGGUCCGAGUUCAAGUGCCGCCAACCCUCCUUGGCUCAGGUGAUGUGAGGACAGUGAACGUGCCAUUUAAGGGACACCUCACCUUGGAGUGCCUGGCUGAUAGCGACCCUCCUCCUGAUAUAGAGUGGUACAAAGACGAGGUCAAACUGCAGCUGGGGGGUCGUAUCCAGCGGCUGGCAGGGGGUCAGUACCUGGAGAUACAGGAGGUCCGACCUGAGGACAGUGGUCAGUACAGCUGUGUGGUCACCAACAUAGCUGGAAGCACCAGCCUGUUUUUCACUGUGGAGAUCCUCUUGCCCCCGGUCAUAAAGGAGAGCAGUUCAGUGGUGACAGCGCAUGUUGGCCAGGAUGCAGUUUUGCCUUGUGAAAUUGAAGGAGACUCUUCUCCUACAGUCAUGUGGAGAAAAGAUGGCUUCCCUGUGAUUCAGGAUAACAACAAGUAUACUAUGUUAUCAGAGGGCUCCUUGCGUGUACAUGGGGUUCAACUGAGUGAUGCUGGUCGCUACUACUGCACUGUGUCUAACCAGGCUGGCUCAGAUCACAGGGGAAUGGAUCUACGCGUGUUUGUGGGUCCUUCGAUCAGCCCGGGUCCAUUCAAUGUGACAGUAACCAUGGGGAUCAGAGCAGUGCUGAGCUGCGACACCACAGGCAUCCCUGCACCGAAAGUGACCUGGAAAAGGAAUGGCACUCCACUGGAUAUGAACCAGCAGCCUGGUGCUUACAGGUUACUGUCCUCUGGGUCGCUGGUCCUCUCCUCACCGUCCAGUGAGGAUGAAGGUUACUUUGAGUGUACUGCUGUCAAUGAUGUCGGAGAGGAGCGCAGGGUCAUUGAGGUCAUCCUGCAAGUUCCACCAUCGAUUGAAGAUGAUGUCACUGCAGUCACUGCUGUGAAAAUGUCUGCUGUAGUGCUACCCUGUCAUGUACAGGGACGCCCUCAGCCCACUGUCACCUGGACCAAGGGUGGAGCCAAACUGGGCUCCAGGGGAGGGAGUUAUCGUGUCCUGCCCACUGGGGUGUUGGAGAUAACUGCUGCUCUUCCAAGUCAUGCUGGCAGGUAUACUUGUUCAGCCCGUAACCCAGCUGGAGUUGCCCACAAACACAUCUCUCUCACUGUGCAAGAGCCCCCAGAGAUUAGGCCAAUGGCAGAGGAAGUACAAGUGGUGUUGCAUCAUGGGACUGUUCUACCUUGUGAGGUUCAAGGUUUCCCCAGACCUACUGUCACGUGGCAAAGAGAGGGAGUUCCCAUAGCAGCAGGUCACAGACUGGCUGUGCUUUCGAAUGGAGCUCUGAAGUUCUCUCGUGUCACGCUGGGUGAUGCUGGCACCUACCAGUGCCUGGCACAGAAUGAAGCUGGCGUAGCUGUUGGCAGGACUAAACUAGUCCUUCAAGUGCCACCAGUGCUGAGUGUACCUCGUGUGGAGUACACUACUGUACUGGGCCAGCCAGUCAGUCUGGAGUGUGCAGCUGAUGGGCAGCCUCAGCCUGAAGUUACUUGGUACAAGGAGAGGAGGCCUGUGCUGGAUGGCGCUCACAUACGUAUUUUUGGCAAUGGAACCCUGACAAUCACUGCUACCCAGCGCAGUGAUGCAGGCCUGUACACAUGUACUGCCAAGAACCUCGCUGGCAGAGCCAGCCAUGACAUGAGGCUGGCUAUUCAAGUUCCACCCAUGAUUCCUGCUGGGCAGAUGGAGCUGUCAGUCAUCCAGGGAUUUCAGGCCUUGCUGCCAUGUGUCGCUCAGGGUUCACCAGAACCCAAAAUAUCAUGGGAGAAAGAUGGAGCCAUUGUGCCCAACCUUCCUGGCAAAUUCACCGUCCUGCGAUCAGGGGAACUGAUCAUUGAGAGGGCUGAGCCAGGGGACGGUGGUGUGUUCACAUGUGUAGCCACCAACGCAGCAGGGUCUGUGAGACAAGACAUACGCCUGUCCAUCAACAUGAGGCCUGCCUUCAAGGAGUUACCAGGUGAUGUAACCUUGAACAAGGGUCAGAGUCUGGCCUUGUCCUGCCACGCUCAGGGAACACCCACUCCUGUCAUCUCCUGGACUGCCAACAACACUCCCCACCCAGGUGCCACUGUAGACGAGGCUGGCAGGAGCUCCUUGAUCAUUGACAACGUGACUAUGAGUGAUGCUGGAACCUAUGUGUGCAUAGCAGAAAACAGUGUGGGCUCCAUCAGAGCACUUUCUUUUGUCCGCAUCAGAGAACCACCAGUGUUGAAGGGUGAGGCCCACAUGUCUCAGACAGUCACCCAAGGUGGCACUGCUAUGCUAGACUGCCCAGUCCAUGGAGACCCCAGCCCUGUCCUCCGCUGGCUUCGGGAUGGAAGACCCCUCCUCCGCUCCCUUCGACUGCAAACCCUUCACAACGGCUCCCUAGUCAUCUACAGCAUCACUGCUGGAGAUGCAGGGGCGUACCAGUGUUUGGCUGAGAGCGAAGCUGGAACGGCUGAGAGGACUAUCACCCUCAAAGUCCAGAUCAAUGGAGGCUACUCUAACUGGGAGGAGUGGGGUCCGUGCAGCAGCACCUGUGGACAAGGGUUCCAAGAACGAAUCAGAUUAUGCAACAACCCAGAACCAGCCAAUGGGGGCCGCUCAUGUGACGGCCCCAGUAUUGACUCGAGGAAGUGUCAGACUGGUCUCUGCCCAGGUGAGGCUCCCCGCAAGGCCCGAGGGAGCCUGAUAGGCAUGGUGAACGAGAGGGAGUUCGGUGUGUCUUUCCUGGAGGCCAACAUUACAGACAAUGAGGACGAGGGUACCAGCACCCUGCAGGCACACCUGGACAAUGUCCCUCCCAGUGUGGGUCCGUUGCUGCGGGUGCUGGUGUCCGUAUUUACUCCCAUCUACUGGACCACUGUGCUGCAGAGUGAAGCAACCAGGAAUGGCUACUCUUUCACCCAGGGCCAGUUCAGACAGGAGUCUCAGCUGGAGUUUGAGACUGGGGAGAUUCUUCGUUUGACCCACGUUGCCAGAGGUCUUGAUUCCGAGGGAGUUUUACUAAUUGACAUUGUAAUCAAUGGAUUUGUCCCUCCUUCAUUAUCAGCUUCUCAUCUCAGUCUGCAGGAGUUUGAUGAGUCAUUUGUGCAGACAGGCCAAGGGCAGCUGUACUCUUGGUCGUCACAGGCCCACCAGAGAGGAGGAAACCCCAUGGUACUGCGGUGUAACCACACUAUUAUUUAUGAGGGCCAGGAGGAGCGCCAGGGGCCCCUAUUGCAGCUGUUGAAAGUUUCUGGGUUGAAUAGUGUCUACAACAUGUUUACUCUUAGUUUGGACUUCCACAUCACUGCCAGUCUUCUCAUACCAGAUGGUAACGGAGAGACAUGCCCCAAAGGCUUCAUUGUAGACACAGCCUCCUACUGUGCUGAUGAGGAUGAGUGUGCACUGCAGUCUCCCUGCUCUCAUACGUGUAACAACAUCAUGGGAGGCUUUUCCUGCGCCUGCCCGUCUGGUUUCACCAUCUCCACCGAGUCUAACACCUGCCAAGAUAUUGAUGAGUGUGCCCAGGGCUCCCACAUGUGCCACUACAACCAGCAGUGCGUCAACACAGUGGGAACAUACCGCUGCCAAGCAAAGUGUGGCCCAGGAUUUAAACCCAGCGCCAUGGGAACCAGCUGCGAAGAUGUGGAUGAGUGCCAAGAGUCCUCUCUUUCCCCAUGCCAGCAUCAAUGUCUCAACACCCUGGGCUCCUACCGCUGUAUCUGCCACCCUGGAUACCAGCUCUCAGGACACCGCUGCAUUGACAUCAAUGAGUGCAUGAGAAAUGUGUGCCCGGCUCACCAGCAGUGCCGCAACACAGAGGGAGGAUACCAGUGUUUUGACAGUUGUCCAGCUGGCAUGACCAAAGCAGAGAAUGGAGCCUGCAUGGACAUCGAUGAGUGCCAGGAUGGAAGCCAUAUGUGUCGCUAUUCUCAGAUCUGUCAGAACACCAUCGGAGGUUAUGGUUGUAUAUGUCCCAGAGGCUACCGAACCCAGGGAGUAGGCCUGCCGUGUUUGGACAUCGAUGAGUGCCUUCAGACGCCAAACCCUUGUGCCCACCAGUGCCGCAACGUGCCUGGCAGCUUUAGGUGCCUGUGCCCCCCAGGUACUGUCCUACUUGGGGAUGGGCGGUCUUGUGCUGGGUUAGAGAGAGGACAGACCUUCACCAAUGGGACCCGUGUCAGGGCAAGACUUCGCCCACAACUGGUGUCAUCUUUAGGCAGACCCAUCCUGUCCCGUACUCAUGGUGUGUCCCGCAUUACCAGACAGAGCUGUCCUGUGGGAUACACUAAUAGGGAUGGCACCUGUGUUGAUGUGGACGAAUGUGUGCUGAGGAAGCCCUGCCAACAUGAGUGCCGAAACACCAUUGGCAGUUUCCAGUGCCUCUGCCCUCCAGGUUACCAGCUGUUACCCAAUGGCAGGAGCUGUAAAGACAUAGAUGAGUGUGCAGUACAAGGCAUCCAGUGUGGACACAAUCAGAUGUGCUUUAAUACCCGAGGGGGAUACCAGUGCCUAGAUACACCCUGCCCUGCAUCCUAUCAGAGAGGAGGAAGCCCAGGGACAUGCUAUAGGCCCUGCUCUCUGGACUGCGCUUCAGGAGGCUCUCCUCUGCUCCUGCAAUAUAAGCUGCUCACUCUCCCCUUUGGCAUUCCAGCCAAUCACAAUGUGGUGCGACUGUCAGCUUUCUCGGAGUCAGGGAUCCUGCAGGAACGUACGUCCUUCACCAUCCUUGAGCAGGAAGGGGAGACGGGAAUGAUGGGCCAAGUGUUUGGCAUAAGAGAUGAGGCAGGCAGGGGCAUCAUCUUCACGCUGCGUGCCCUGGACAGGUCAGGACUAGUGCGGCUGAAGGUGCAGGCAACCACCCUCUCCGCACAGGGCCGAAUCACCUACCAAAGCAUCUUCAUCAUCUACAUCUCCAUCUCUAUGUACCCGUACUGAGCCCACGUACAUUUUACAACUGACUGUGCCCCUUAGUGGCCUCUGGGUACCUCUCACCCACCACGGCAAGCCUGGAUGCUUGGGAAACAGUAGGCCACAGCAAGAAGCUCCAAUAAAUCAGAAGUCAAGGCAAACCAUAAUUAUUCAGUGGACUUGUGGAGAUGUGACCCCUGAUCUGUGACUGAAAUUAAUUGUGGGAACAAUUUCUAAAAGACCCCGUUCUUUAAAAAAGAAUAUUGCGUUUAAUGGGUUUGGUUGAAUUAAUUUUACAGCAGAGCCUCAUCUGUCUGAGACAUCUGAACUGACUGAUCAACC